AGAAGAAUAAGAAGGAAAUAGAAAUCAAAUCAAUGAUGAACGAUACUUUAGAAUUGGAUUAUGCUGAAAUGCUUCGUUACAUAGGUUUAGUCGUAUCAGACGAUUGCUUAAGUUCGGAAAUGAUAGACGGCGUACCGAUACGAAAAUUGUUCAUCAGUAAUUUGGCUGAAAGGACAACUUUCAAGGAUUUACGUGAUUACUUUUCUAUGUAUGGAAAUGUUGAGAGUUGCUAUUUACGUAGAAAUCAUGGAAAAAGCAACUAUGCGUUCGUCACGUUUACCAAAGUGGCAGAUGCAAUAACAGCGAUGCGAGAUGGGAGUAGGAAACGAAUACGAUUGCAUAACAGAGAUUUAAGAGUGAUGGCUGCAGAUUCUUGGCAUCAACCUGACAGUAUGGAACAGAGAUUGUAUAAUGUAAAAGAGUUGAACAAAAUUUCUGAAAGAAAGGAACAAUACGUUACAAAUCACAAGUAUCUGCAAAAUGAUACCGAAAAUGUAUCCAUCCAUAUGCUGAAUGACGAUUGUUUAAGACAUAUCUUCCUAUUUUUGCCAAUAGUAGACAGAGUUCGUAUAGAAAUAGUUUGCAAACGCUGGAGAGAUUUAAGCCAAGAUUCAUGGCAUAUGAUAAAAACAUUGGAUCUCUCACCUUCUACAUGGGGUUUCUCACACACCCAUAUGAUUCAUACAGCUUUACUUCGUAAAAUAUUGCUGAAAUGUGGCAGAUUCUUAACGCGAAUAGACCUAGAUGAGCCACUUCAUUAUUUAAGUCAAAGCACAUUGACUAUUAUUGGAAAAUUUUGUCCUAAUCUUACAUGUAUCAAUAUUACUGCAUUAACAGUUUGCGCAUCAGGUAUACGUACAUUAGCAAAUAACUGUAGAAACAUAAUCAAGUUUUGUUUAGGACCAUCCACCUACAGUUGUGAUAAUGAAUUAAAGUAUCUCUUUAAGCUAAACCAAAAUUUGGAGUGUCUUGUGAUAACCAGAAAUAAUAUUUUGGGUAAAUCCUUAUUAUGCUUGCCAGAGCAAAUUAUGCAUACAAUUAUAUUAGACCGCUGCGACUAUCUUCAGGACAAUCAUCUUUCAAUGGCUCUGAGGAAACUUGAAAAUUUGACACAUCUUGCAAUAAACGAAUGUGUCGGCAUAGCUAAACAUACGUUGGAAAUUAUCGGUCAACAUUGUAAAAAUCUUAGAAUAUUGGAGCUUAAUGGAAACUUUCCCUCUGCACAAACAGCGGACAUGUUAUAUUUAGUCCACCUUGUCAAUCUGCACGAUUUAAAAAUCACGUAUAAUCCUAAAGUAUCGGAUGAUUUCCUUACUGAUUUAGUACAACAUUGUCAGCAGCUUACCAACGUAGACAUUACAGGUUGCUGUAAUGUGAGUGAUGCUGGAUUAGCGGCUAUUGCUACGUUAGUAAGGCUAGAAAAAUUGAUCGUCAGUUAUAUACAUCAAGUUACUGACGAAGGUUUAAAAAACAUGUGUGGCUUGAAAGAAUUGGAGUGCCGAAGAUGUCCAUUUAGUGAUCGGGGCAUAACAAUGCUCAUAAAGUCCUCGCCCCAAUUAAAAUUGUUAGAUCUCUCCGGAUGCAGAUAUAUCAAGGACUCCACCCUCGAGGUUGCUAAAGAUGCUUGUAGCAGUCGAACUAAUAAUGUGAUGUUGAAGAUGAUAAUUGGGGGAACAGCAAUUUUCGAUCUCUUUGGUUUAGAGAGAUUACCUCCACUAUUGCAUAUAGUUAAUGUUGAUUUGUCUGAUCUUAGUAGUGUGUCUACUAUGUAUCUCGUGGACGAUCUGGAAUCUUGGCACGAUGAAGAUUCAGAUUAUACGGAAUAUUCCGAUUAUACAGAAUAUUCCGACUAGAGAGAAUUAGGUCAUUAGUGGUAUACUGAUUCGGAUUCUUAAGAAUAUUUGUAUCACAAUUUUCCAUGAUUCUAACCGAUUUUUUCUACAAUGGAUUUCUAGCUGGAUUAGAAUCUUACCAUUGUAUUGGCUGCGAUGCUGACAAUGCAUUGCAGCAUCACAGUCAAUAUGGUGUCAAGAAUGUAAUUCAGCAGGGAAAAAAGCAUCGUGUCCCGCCGGCUUCAGCAUUUAUCGUCAUUGAGGUUUUUAAUGCCUAUUUUAUAAUUGCGUAAGCAUAUAGUUAUAAGUGGUUGUAAUUGUAAAAAUUGACCAAUCACAGUCACAUAUUCUUUUCAUAUUUGACUGUGAUUAAUCAAUUCUUACAACUACAACCACGCUUACAAUUAUGCUUACGGCUAUUGUACAACAGGCAUAAUGUUUGUUUCACAAUAGUCGUAAGUGUAGUUGUAAGAAUUGACCAACCACAGUCGAAUAUUCUCAUAUUUGACUUGAUUGAUCAAUUCUUACUACAACCAUUUACAACUACACUUACGACUAUUGUAGAAUAGACAUAAGAUUUUGCAUAUCUUGUUACUAAUAAUGAUUGACUUUACAUAUACUUAUUCCUAUGAAUAUAUAACGCUACAA
Molecule: messenger RNA, 2480 nt
Organism: Mycetomoellerius zeteki
Lineage: Eukaryota; Metazoa; Arthropoda; Insecta; Hymenoptera; Formicidae
Biological process (GO): SCF-dependent proteasomal ubiquitin-dependent protein catabolic process
Cellular component (GO): SCF ubiquitin ligase complex
Molecular function (GO): RNA binding; protein binding
Source: RefSeq, a predicted model, not a curated record